Messenger RNA from Leopardus geoffroyi (Geoffroy's cat), 2231 nucleotides. It is a transcript of the gene PBK, whose product is annotated as PDZ binding kinase. The transcript has 8 exons. Gene Ontology annotation, molecular function: protein serine/threonine kinase activity; ATP binding. Gene Ontology annotation, biological process: protein phosphorylation. NCBI's taxonomy places the organism in Eukaryota, Metazoa, Chordata, Mammalia, Carnivora, Felidae. The coding region runs from base 497 to 1471 and encodes 324 amino acids. The record is from RefSeq and is a predicted model, not a curated record.
UUUUGAAAGCGGGGAGUGUCCCGUCGCAACGACUGUUAGCAAGUUCGCGUGUUAGCAGGUGGCGGGGCGCUGAGGCAGCCGCUGAGGGUCUUGUUGGCGGCCACGCGGGAUCAGUGUUCAAGAUAGCCUUGGCCUGGACCUCUCCACCCCAGCGCGGCUGCGGUAAGGGGAGCUUUUUGCGGACCCCCGACCACGCGUGAGCCCGGGUUGGAGCCGAACGCGCCCCCCCCCCCCCCCCCCCCCGCCCCCAGCCGACUCCUCUGCGUUUGCUUCGUGACCGUUCAGGGGCCUAGAGGGAAAGGUGAAGACGUUGGGAAUGUGGCGUUACACUGGGAAUGACUUUUCGAAAAAUGUUUGCGACCCAAACCCGAGUCUGAAUCACGGAUAGGGUGGGGAUUUCAAGAAAGAAAUUGCCUUUUCUCAAGAGCAGCCUAGCCAUGUGUACUUUUAAGGAAUAUCCGCAGGAGAAGGUGAUGGACCUAGAGUGAUUAUUACAAUGGAAGAAAUCAAUAAUUUCAAGACACCAAGCAAAUUAUCUGAAAAAAAGAAAUCUGCACUAUGUUCAACUCCAUGUAUAAAUAUUCCUGCCUCUCCAUUUAUGCAGAAGCUUGGCUUUGGUACUGGGGUAAAUGUCUACCUUAUGAAAAGAUCUCCAAGAGGUUUGUCUCAUUCUCCUUGGGCUGUGAAAAAGAUUAACCCUAGAUGUAAUGAUCAUUAUCAAAGUAUGUAUCAAAAGAGGCUAAUAGAUGAAGCUAAGAUUUUGAAAAACCUCCAUCAUCCAAACAUUGUAGGUUAUCGUGCUUUCACUGAAGCCAGUGAUGGUAGUCUGUGUCUUGCUAUGGAAUAUGGAGGGGAAAAGUCUUUAAAUGACUUAAUAGAAGAACGAAAUAAAGACAGCCAAGAUCCUUUUCCAGCAGCCAUAAUUUUAAAAGUUGCUUUGAACAUGGCGAAAGGGUUAAAGUAUCUACACCAAGAAAAGAAACUGCUUCAUGGAGACAUAAAGUCCUCAAAUGUUGUAAUUAAAGGUGAUUUUGAAACAAUUAAAAUCUGUGAUGUAGGAGUCUCUCUACCACUGGAUGAAAAUAUGACUGUGACUGACCCCGAGGCCUGUUACAUUGGCACCGAGCCUUGGAAACCCAAGGAAGCUUUGGAAGAGAAUGGUAUUAUUACUGACAAGGCAGACAUAUUUGCCUUUGGCCUGACUCUGUGGGAAAUGAUGACUUUAUCUAUUCCACACAUUAAUCUUCCAGAUGAUGAUGAUGAUGAUGAAGAUAAAACUUUUGAUGAAAGUGACUUUGAUGAUGAAGCCUACUAUGCAGCUUUGGGGACGAGGCCACCCGUUAAUAUGGAAGAGCUGGAUGAAACGUACCAGAAAGUAAUUGAACUCUUCUCCGUAUGCACUAAUGAAGACCCUAAGGAUCGCCCUUCUGCCGCACACAUCGUGGAAGCUUUGGAAAUGGAUGUCCAGUGAUCACCUCAUAUUCAUGACUGCUGAGCUUUCCAGAUGGCUCAUGUGUAUAACUGUUCUGUUUACUGUAAUACAUUAUAUAGUUACUGUGAUAAUCCAUAGUUAUUAGGCUUUUUGGAAGUGGCCUGUCUUAGGACCAUAGCACCUAGUUAACACUUGAACAGUUAGAAUAUUUCUUAACAUGCUUAUGAUGAUAAGCAUUUGAGAUUGUAGUAGGUUUUCUAGAAAGUUUAAGAAACUAGCUACUCAAAUAUUUGGAUUUGUACAUACAUACAGAUUUAAAACACUAGCAGUAAUAAAAUGCUGUAAACUGUAUGUCUAACAUUGAUUUGGAUUGAGUGACCAUCACUUUUAUUAAUGUUUCUCACAUAUUCUUUAUUUUUAAUGGAUCUGUUGAAAGCACUUUGCGCAGUACAACUUAAGUCUAUUUUUGCUUAUCUUUUAAACCAUUAACCUUUUUGCUGGCCUUUUUGGGCUGUUGUGCUCCUUAUUAAAUAUGGUCACUGGAAGCCAAGAGAAAUGGCUCAAAAGACUAGCUCCUUGGGUAUUUCCAGACGUUUUUGGUUAAGGCUUGUUUUGCGCUCUUGGGUCUCCCCCGAUCUUUGGCUUUUCCUUUAUUUAUUAAAUGUAUUUUCUGUAUUGAGAUCCCUUUUUUUUAUUUUUUGUUUAAUAAUCUAUACCUUAAGCAUAUCACAGUUCUGGUGUAAAAAUAAUAAAACUCUAAUAGAAUGAUAUAGAAUAAAGGAGACUGUAGUUACCAGAA